UGGGAGUAUGAAAGAGGAUCACAUGCGAGGCUGGCUCUAUCACUGAGCUGAAAAGCAUCAGUGUGAUGAGCAGAACAGAGAGUGGCCUGUCCCCCCCCCCCUCUGUCCCUCUGUUGUCAUCCCUCCAUACAUGUCUCAGAGGUGACGGUCCAGGACGAGGAGACUGACUCAGGGCUCCCAUGCUGUCUGGCUCGGUGUGACAGUCUUGAAAGCUCGCCUUUGUUCUCCAUAGUAUCACAUAGGCCGUAUGUUUGUUAGUGUCACUAUUCUAAUAAUAGGCUGAUGCUGGAAAAUCUAGAGAGGCUUUUGGCUGCUGAGCUGUGUGUGUGACCAUGUGCAGAGAGUGUUAUAUAUAGGGUCAUGUGAGGAAAAGGAGAAACACCUUCUUUAAGAGCAUCCUGCUGUAUCUGUGGUGUGUUUUUGUGGCAUUUGGAAAUCAGUGCAUGCUGGCUUUGUCUUCCUGUGCUGCUAUAAUCAUAGGAGGUACUUGUGCUUCAGAUGUGAUGUCAUUACAGUGUUGACACGGUGUUGCUGAGGUGGGGUUGUUGCCACUGAGCGAUGCUGCACAGUGUAGCUCAGGCUGUAGCGGCGGCUGUGUUGCUGAUCGGGGAUCUCUCAGUGAGGCGGGGGCUAUGGCGCUCUGAUGCUGCAGGCGCUGCUCAAUGUGGGUCAGGAGAGGCAGCACUCUGUCUUCUCCCCAUUCUCUCUCCAUCUUUCUCAUUCCUAAUCUUCUUUCUUCUCUCACGUCCCCCUCUACCUCCCUUUUCCCCCUUUCUACAUAGUUCCAUCUGUCAUCUUACAUUGCCUUUCUCCCUCUCCUCCCCCUCACUCUCCUCUUUCUGUUUCUGUUUUUCUCCAGCUCUGCUGCUCUCCUCCUUUGUUACGUCUGGUGGAUCUACCAGGCUGUAUGGUUAGAUGAAUCGCACGGAGGAUUUCACUGCUUUUGAAUGCAGUGACCUUGUCAGAGCCAGCAUUAGAGAUUCCUGCUGACAUCGUGGAAGAGGUGGAUCGGUCAGAGAUGAUUCCUCAUGAAGUCUAUGGAGCUCAUUUUGUGAGCUGGAGUAACUCCAUCUUCUCUGGUCUGAGACCUGGAGCUAUAUACCAGUGAACACAGAGAGAGCCCCAGCCACACAGCACACAGAGAAACCGGACUCCUGCACAAAACCAUCAAGUGGAGGAGAGAGAGAAAAAGACAGACCCAGAAGAACUCAGAAGUAUUACCCAGGAAUAUUAAAACCACGCUGGGAAAAUGAAAUCCAACCAGGAGCGGAGUAAUGGAUGCCUGCCUCCUAAGAAGCGUGAGAUCCUCGCUCUGGAGCAGAGGCCGGUUGCUGUAGCCACAGCAACACCUCCUGCUGCAGUGGUUACUGACAGUCCCCACACAGAGAACCUAGCAUGGCUGGCAAGUGUAGCCAGUGAACGUUGCAAAUCCAGGGACGCAGAGAGCCCGAGAUGUCCCAUCUCCUCCACUUCUUCAUCUUCUCCUUCCACCUCUAUCCCUUCCUCUGCCACUCCCCUGUCUGCCGUGCCCCUGGCCUCUCUGCCUGCAGUUUACCCCACAGCCAUUCCCCAGCAAGCUGGGACUAUCCAGUUUGCUCAGCUGGGACCCAACGUUCAGUUCAUCAGCUCUGGGCCUUAUGCUGGCUACAUCUCCUCUCACAUCAUCUCCACUAAUGCUAGCUCUGCACCAAACAGCUCUGCCAUGGGACAGCGUCACCACCUGGAUGGUUACACCACUGCCGUCAUCUCCCCCAAUACCAAAGGGGAUCAGCAGUUUCAAAUAGGCCUCUCUGCUACAGAACUGACACCUGUGUCGCUUCCAAGCUCCCCCCAAGUAACCAGCCAGUACAUUCAUCUGGACAGCAGAACACCUCUGACUGUCAGCGGAAACCACGUCACUUCACCCACAGCCCACCUGCAGCUCCACCCUCACACAGCCGUCCUCCCUCAAACGCUUACCCUUGCUCCAUCCCAGCUGGUGGUUCAGUAUGCAGACGGUUCAGCUGGAAAGAAACCAGAGGGGCACGCUAAGGGUGUGCUGAACGGGGAAUUGGAGCUUGUCAAACAGAGCAAAACUCCCAGUCAUCAAGUGAACCAUCACCAGGUCCAGAGCUAUGAGGCCAGACAUAUUCUCCUGCCUGCAGACUAUGGCCAAAACCCAGCAGGACUCCAGACCUCCUUGGUGCUGGUGGCCCAACCCAAUCAUGGAGCUGAACGUGAAGCUGGCUCAAAUAAGAUCUCGUUAGUCCAGACUGAGAAAGGAGGCAUCUGUUUGGGGAAACCAGUGUCCAGAUCUUCCUCUUUCACAUCUCUCUCUUCCUCAGACGUCAUUAAGUCUGUUGCUCCUCAUACUGUCAUCCAGACCACUCUACCCUCCGAAGAGCUGCCAGCCAGUCUCUAUUCCUCCACGCAGCCACCCAUCAUUGGCUAUAUCACCAGUGCAAAUCAACAUGCUCUCAGCUACCACGCGACACUGCCUCAACACCUAGUCAUCCCGAGUGGCCAGUCCCUCCUCAUCCCAGUCAGUGGCACCAAUAACGGCACAGAAGUAGAGGUCAGUCGUACUGUCAGUGCUCUAACUGCCACCACUACCCCUCAAAUAUCCACCGCCAUGCCGCAUGCCUAUCUGGCCACAGCCCUGUCCAAGUGUGAGGCGCUUGGGCCAGAUGGACAUCAACCACCCCCGGCCGUCGCACAAGCACCAGCGCUGCCGGUCGUGCCCUCACACCCGGCUCCUGCAGUGGUGGCACCUCCCUCCCCAACUCCUGCUCCUCUCCCCGCUCCUGCCCCUGUUUCCAUCCAAGCCUCCCCCUCCAUCUCCUCUUCCUCUUCCCCUGUGGCGCUUCCUCCAUUCUUCAUGCGAGGCUCCAUCAUCCAGCUGGCUGAUGGGGAGCUGAAGCGUGUGGAGGACCUGAAGACGGAGGACUUCAUCCAGAGUGCUGAGAUUAGCAGUGAGCUGAAGAUUGACUCCAGCACUGUUGAGCGUAUUGACAGUGGGCAAAGUCCUAAUGCUGUGGUCAUACAGUUUUCUGUGGGGGAGCUCAAAGCCCAGGUUUGCGUGGAGGUUCUUGUGGAGUAUCCCUUCUUCGUAUUUGGCCAGGGUUGGUCAUCCUGCUGCCCAGACCGGACCACCCAGCUGUUUGAGCUGUCCUGCGCUAAGCUGUGUGUGGGUGACGUAUGCGUGUCGCUGACCCUCCGCGGCUUGAGGAACGGUUCAAUAACAGACAGCCAGCAUUUGGGGACCAAGCUGAAGACUGGUCACCUCUCUGACUCCUGUCAUAAUGUGGAUGUCACUAUCAGAAACAGUACGAGUCCAAACGCUGCACACAAUAACAGUGGCCUCCUCAUGAAGGCUCCAAGUGCAGACAGGCUGGAGAGGGAGCAGGUAACUGGACCAGGACCAGGAAUGGAGCUACCACCAGGAUUGGGACUACUUCCAGGACAAGGGGAGGGGAUCUAUGGAGCUGGAUCAAUGCUGUCAGUUUCGGGGACUGGAGAAGUAAGACAGGAAUCAGUGAAAACAGACAUGCCUGCUCUUACCAAAAUACAAUGUGGGGAUCCAGAGAGAUCUACAGUCCGCAAGAGACGCUGGUCAGCUCCAGAGCGAGACCAGACUGAGAGGGCUGAGGAGGAGCCUCCUCUGACUCUGCCCAAACCCUCCUUCAUCCCUCAGGAGGUUAAAAUCAGCAUAGAAGGCCACUCCAGUGCUGGGAGUGAAAGGUGCUUGAACAAAAGAGUAGACUGUUGAUAGAACUUUAAGGAAUUUUUGAUUACCUGUGGUUGGCUUUGUGUUUUUCCCCCUCUGUUUUUCUCUAUCCAGACUACUGUAAUAUAGGCUGAGUUUACACAGUAUUUACACGUUUUCUUUUCUUUCACACAAGUCUGAUAUCUACGAUGAAGUACAGCUGAGCACCUUCAUAAGUGGUAUCACACACGAGAUCAGUGCAAUCAAUGCUGAAAGCAAAAAUGAAUGCAGCGUGAAUGUUGAGUAUGAAUGACAGUCAGACACUCGAGCGUGUCACAUAUCAUAAGCCCGAUCUCCUUUGUCAUGUGGCUUAAACCUGUUGGAUGCAGACCAGUCAAUCAUUCCUCUUAUCACAUGAACAAGCACAGACCCCGAUGUCAGCGUGUACAAAGUGGGUAACAAUAUUUUGACUCUCAUCAUGUUUGUUUCGUUGUUUAUGAGUGGUUGGAGUCAUAGAGAGACCUUUGGUGUUUCAAUGACAAUGCUCAAUCGCCAUGGAUGUACUCUCUGCUGCCUCGUGUGUCUGAUGAGGUUUUGAGUUUUAUUUUAUUACUUAAAGAAAAAAAAAAGUCAUACCAUUAUGUGCGUGCUCCUGCAGGUGGCCUUGUGCCACUUGUCUCUAUGUGUAUGCCUGUGUGUGGUUUUCUUUGUGGCACAGGAUUAAGGGGUGGCUGAGAGCUCAGUUGUCAGUACAACCUGCAAAUAUCAAGACUGAAAAAGGCCUGAAUGUAAAUCACUGAAUUUGUCCUCAAUACUGACUCAUGAAGUCAUCCAUGUGAUUGCCUCACCACUGACGGGCUGUGCUGAGAAAUUGAUCCCACUGCUUUUUGUGGGUGACAGCAGUUGCACGUGGAUGCAUUCCUCUGAUGAAGUUCCUCUGUCAAACUUGCCAUUAUAGUUUAUUUGCAAAGUGUCACAAUUCUUUUCAAGGACAGCAUGAGUCACUAGUUGAUGUCCGGCUUCAACCCUGGCCACUACUCAAUGUGCAGCAUUUCAGAUCUGUACCAAUAGGAAAGAAUCAGGCGUUUCUAUCUAAUACCUACAAAUGACCUUUUGGGCAUUUGUGUAUGCACCUUUUAGAUUUGAUAUGGCAAAGUUGUUAGCAAACAGUUGCGUAAUUACACAUCCAGAAGACACACAGCAACACUGACGUUUAUUUUGGAGUUGUGUUUCAGGCGGUCUGUUGAAUGUAAGUCCAGUUCAUCCUACUUGUAGCUCUGUUUUUGUCUCUUGUCAACUCCUGAGGGAAUCCUCUACCCUUUAGUUGCUAAAUUAUUCACCAUGUUCAUCAGGUAGUUGCUAACUUUGUCUGUUGGGCAGGUAGUUUAUAAUUGGUUCACUAGAGCUUUUCCACUGAAAACAACUGCCUGCCGCGCCUGAAAUCAAACCCUGAUGAGAGCGGUGAGAGAAAGUUACAGGCCAUAAAACCAAAACAGUGAGCUGAAGGAUGCUGAAUAGCUUUGUAGGGCUGAAAAGAACUGCAGGGUUAUAAUUUACUCCCUUUCACAUGACACAUAGACCUCUGACCCACUGUUAAUAUAAAAAUAUGGAAAAAUUAAAUGCAACUUUAAAUGCACGCACACCAUAAGAUAAAAAAAGGCAUAAUAUGUACUUAUCAAUGGAAAACUAGUACCAUCAAAUUCCUUUGACUAAUCCUGUUGCUUUCUUUAGAGAAUGGCCUUACAUAUAUGUACCUAGAUCACAACAGCACAUGUUUUUUAGGGUUUUAUCAAUAAAACCUGCUUUCCUCAAUGAUGGUAUGCCAAGUCCAUACCUAUUAUAUCAGAGCACUGCUGUUUUGAUUAAAACAGCUUUAUUUCUCUACAUGUAAUUUCUUUCUUAGAGUAGAGCCAAAAUAUCCUACAGUUCGUACUCAGGAACCGUGUGUAUCUGUAUGUGUGUGUAAACAAACUGUGUGUGUGUGUGUGUGUGUGUGUAGGCCUGAGACAGUAUGUGCAUGUCCACAGUCACAUGUGUAUGCGUGCGUUCUGAGCAGCAGCACUUUGAUGAAGCACCCAGCGGCAGUGUGGUGGUGGUGGUGGUGUCCCUGUUCCUCAGCUGUUAGAUAUAAUGAGAAUAAUCAACCGACUGUUUUUCAUUGCAUAAUGUCCUACAGGUUUAUCAUUGAGAGAAAACAUUAUAUACCGGAGCAGGGAAUGUAAACACAUCGGGCAAACUAUCUCAACUUUAUUUUUGAUGACAGAUAGAGCUACUAUAAAGAGAAAGAAAGAGAGUUGUAGAGUUAACUAACCAGCUAGUGUUGAUCAUGUACAGUAAAUUGUAUCCUAAAGAGUGUACAGUGUGUGUAUAGAUAUUCUAACCCUUAUGUAGCCUAUGUACUGUAUGUGCCACAGCGCCUCCUUCUUCAAUCAUUCCAUUAACUCACCAAUAUCAAGUUUUCCUGCUAUCAUUUUUGUCAGUUCAGGUAUUGAUCUCAUGUCCAUGAAUGUGCCACAUUUCCUUGGGGACAUCUGCAUAAUUUGGCCGCCUCACAAUUUGAGUUGACUUGCACACUGUAACAUACAGUAUGUGUGAAUAUGAACUGCAAUUUAUCAUAAUAGCCAUGAACCUUUUAUAACUCCUGAAAGGUGUUUAUUGUUAACCCAGACUGUUCUCUUCUGUUUGUGUUCGACUGCUCAGGCUAAACACUGCCCAGUGACUGUUCUCCAAAAUGAUGUGUUCUUAUAUUUUUCACUGUUACAAAGUAGAGGUACUGUUUCAUCAGUUUGUCUUUGUAGCUCCGUGAGCCUGGCCUGUGUUUGUACUUUUUCUUUAAGAAAUUAUUAUUUUUCGAAUACAGACCUGAAGUGACAUCAUGACACAGUCAACAUGUAGAAAGAGAAAUUCUGGGAAAUACAUUGAUUCGCUUUCUUGCAGAGAGAAAGGUGAAAAGAUUAAUGCUAUUUUUAUAUUCUGUAGGGUAAAUAAAUAUGAGGCUAAGCCAAGCUGACCGGCAUCUGGCUGUAGUUUCAUAUUUACUGUAAAGAUAUAAGAGUGACAUCUAUCUUCUCGUCUAACCUUCUGCAAGAAUGCGAAUAAACGCAUUUCCCAAAAUGUUGAAGUAUUCCUUUAAAGGCCCUGCACACCCACACAGUGGUUAAUUAGACCUCAGCUCAGGUUCAAGCUGGGAUGGCGCCCCAACAGGUGCAACGAGGAGUUAUCAGUCAAUUGUGGUCUGUACACACCCGAACAGUCCUGAGAAGAGACGGGCAAAAUAAGUGCAAAUGAAGGUGAACCGCUGGUGUGUCGGGGCUUUUAAAUUCAAAGGUUUAGUAAUACCCCUUUUGCUCACAAAUAUGCUUAAGCUGGACCCCUUAAAAUAUGUACUUUUCAGAGCUUUUCUAAAUAAUGUUGAAUAUGGUGUAUAAGCGCCGCCUUGUGGUGAUCUAUAGAAUUGCACUUUGUCAUGUGUGGGGUGGGGGGUGUUUUAGUCUAACUAAUACACAGAAGUAAUGUACAGCAUGUCUGAGAGAAAUUGUACAGUAACAGUACAGCAUCUCAGCGAUUUGUAAAUAGCCAAAGUCUUCCAUUAUAAUGUUGGUAUGACCUUGUUGCCAGUGGAGAGGAUGGACACUGAACCCCAUGUACAGACCUUUGAAGUGAAGUUUAAUUUCCAAAACACAUCAUCAUUUAUUUGACAGAAAUACAGGAUAUUGCUUCACCUAAGAUAUUUUAUUUUGCACCAGCUCAAAAAAAAAGAAGAAGAAAACACAGGAAAUUACAGGAUUAAAAGACUUUUAAAAAAAGAUUUUGUAAUUCGGGUCUGUUUGUUGGAUAAAUCUCAGCUAAGAUACAGUAUGUCCUACGUACAGUAUGUAGUAUGUAUCAAUAAUGUUCCCUUAUUUUGAUGGUGUUGAGGUUUGCUAGUCAGAAACUGUUAAAUCUUUACUUCAAAUGUUUGAUUUUACAUUUGAGCAAAUAUAUUAAAAACAAAUAAAGAGUCUAAAGAAAAA
Molecule: messenger RNA, 7698 nt
Organism: Dicentrarchus labrax (European seabass)
Lineage: Eukaryota; Metazoa; Chordata; Actinopteri; Moronidae
Product: ataxin-1
Exons: 3
Coding region: 1250-3748 (832 amino acids)
Biological process (GO): negative regulation of transcription by RNA polymerase II; nervous system development
Cellular component (GO): nucleus
Molecular function (GO): protein binding; RNA binding
Source: RefSeq, a predicted model, not a curated record